This is a messenger RNA of Lagenorhynchus albirostris (white-beaked dolphin), 744 nucleotides long. RefSeq names its product galectin-related inter-fiber protein (gene GRIFIN). Lineage: Eukaryota; Metazoa; Chordata; Mammalia; Artiodactyla; Delphinidae. The record is from RefSeq and is a predicted model, not a curated record. The transcript has 5 exons. Gene Ontology annotation, molecular function: carbohydrate binding. Bases 1 to 609 code for a protein of 202 amino acids.
AUGGAGGACCUGCUGGUGGGGGAGGGCGAGAGGCUGAGGACAGAGGGAGAGGUGGGGGCAGGGAAAGGCACAGUGACCUCAUCAGCCGCCCCUGGGGUGCGGCUCCCGAGCCCCCGCCCAGCCCGGCCCGCCUAUAUCCCCAGGCUCUUGCUGCUCCCAGCAGAAGCUGGAGAGAUGACACUGCAGUUUGAAGCCUUCUAUGCAGGGGGCCUGGCCCCGGGCUGGAACCUGCUAGUCCAGGGACACUCUGACUCUGGAGAGGACAAGUUUGAGAUCAACUUCCUGUCUGAGACAGGGGACAUCGUCUUCCACAUUAAGCCCCGGUUCUCCAGUGCCACCAUCGUGGCCAACACCUUCCAGGGCGGCCACUGGGGCCAGGAGGAGGUGUCCAAUGUCUUCCCGCUGGUGCUCGGGGAGCCCUUUGAGAUGGAGGUCAGCUCGGAUGCGGAACACUUCCAUGUCCACGCCCAGGAGCACAAGGUGCUGCAGUUCUCCCACCGCCACAGGCCACUGGCCGCCAUCACCCGGGUGCAGGUGCUGAGUGACCACCGCCUGGCCCAGGUGGAGCUGGCCAGGAGAGGCCUGAGCUGGGGGGACGUGGGCUACUAAGCUGUGUCUGAAGUCCCAGGAUCGAGCCUUGGCCAUCGGCCGUCCCUCGCCCAGUGAAACCCACGCUGGGGAAGCUGUGGGGAGGGCCCUGUGGUUCUGGCCCCCCACUCCAGCUCCACCUUCAAUAAAAUUUAA